Molecule: messenger RNA, 1641 nt
Organism: Thamnophis sirtalis
Lineage: Eukaryota; Metazoa; Chordata; Lepidosauria; Squamata; Natricidae
Source: RefSeq, a predicted model, not a curated record
GGUUGAAUGUCAAGCGGUGCGAGUUCUUUUCUGCCUCUUCCGCGUUUCGGGGGGCGGCAAAAGCGAGGGGGAUUUCUACAUCAUGGCGUUUAAAGUCUUUUUCCCUCUUUGCUGCGCUUCGGCUGAAAGUGGCCUUCUGAUUGGACGAUGGAUUCCCGAACAGAACUCCAUUGUUAUCCUGGCUGUGAUCCAUUUCCCUUUGAUUCCCGGUCAAGUCAAGCAGUACCUCUCUAAAAUGCAACAUGCCACCCAAGUCCAACUGUCCGUAUUGGGUUCUUGGACUAACAGCGAAGAAAAGCAGAAUUUGCAAAGGUUCCUGGAAGACCUCGGCACCAUUUUUUCCCAGGGCCCCUGGAUCCAACUCAGCAGGCAAAAGGACAGCAAGUUUUGGAACUGUUUGGCCACCUGGAAGGAAUCCAGCAACAGCAGCAGCAGCAGUCUCGGCGUCGAAGAAAUCAUCGUGAUCUAUUACGACCAGCGUAAAGUGAUGUUGUCGCAGCUUCACCCGCCUAACCAUCCCGGGGUAGCUUCCAGCCAGAAGGCAGCCGACGCUUCCAAGCUCGCUGCUGUGUUUGACAUUGUUGCCAAAAGCAAAUUGCUGUUCAUGAAGGACCGGUAUGACGAGGGGCCCAUCAGGCUCACCCACUGGCAGUCUGAAGGGGUGGAGGCCAGCAUUAUCGUAGAACUGUUGAAACAGGUCUCCGUCCCCGCCUGUGCGCUGAUAACACUCCUCCUUUCCUUCGUGGCUGGCAUCUGUAAAAGCAGGGCUCUGACAUUUUGGCCCCUGUCCUUCAUCUGGAGCAAACUUUCCACCUACGAGCAGUUGAGGCAUCGGUUCCAACAUCUCCAAGUCAUCAGCAGUGAGAAGGCAGCUUCGGAUCAGGCCCAAGCAAUGAGGAAAGCCAACAUCUUUAUCUCUCUUCUCAUCGACGUGGCUCUCGGCAUCCUGCUCAUGUCCUGGUUGUAUCAAAUGAACUGGAUUGGUUAUCUUGCCAGUGGCCUCGUCCCAGUGGCUGAUCAUAUCGCCCAGCAGCUCCAGAACCUCCUGCAGUGGCUGAUGGGUGUGCCAGCCGGUCUAAAAAUGAACAGAGCUUUGGAUCAGGUGCUGGGACGCUUUUUCCUUUACCACAUCCACCUCUGGCUCACUGUUCAUUGGUACUUUGCUGUUUACCAUCUUGCUGUUUCUGCUACCCACAACUGCAUUGUAUUACUUGGUUUUUACUUUGCUGGUGUCAAAUUCAGAGUUCUGGAGCAGGAAACUGGGAUACCUCUUCGACUUCUGAUGCAGAUCAACCCUCUCGCUUACGGCCGCGUGGUACAGAUCUAUAGGCUUCCAACCUACAGCGGCUACCCAAAAGACUCCUGGGCUUCUGUGUGCAAGAAGUUGUUCGUCGGAGAGCUCAUUUACCCUUGGAAGCACAAGGAGGAGAAGCAAGACUGAUUGGGGGGCACGGGAUAACCAGGAGUAACUCCAAAGACUUACUCAGAACCUAUCAGGGUUGGGAGCAGCUCUUGGCUGACUAAACCUUGUUGCAACUUCCGUUGUCAAGAACUUGAGGGUAAGACUAACCUAGGCUUCCCCAAAUCACAAAGUUGGGAUUCCUUGUCCCGACAAAACCCCUUUUUAUUAAGCUAACCUGA